UCCGGUGCCCUCUGUUCCUCUUUCGGCACAAAUCCACUAGAAAUGGAAAGCUACGUAGCCGGAUAACUUUUGUGUUGUUUUAUUUAUUGAAUAAACCCACUUGAUGUCGAAGAUAUGGAAUCCAAAAUAAAAUAGCAGUGCACAACUUGUAUUAACAUUACUGCAGGGCUCCAUCACGUAGAAGCGGCCACCACCGAAAUGACCAACCUGAACUGGAAACCGUUCAUCUACGGAGGGAUGGCCUCUAUUGUCGCAGAAUUCGGUACAUUCCCCAUAGACCUGACUAAGACGCGGCUGCAGGUGCAGGGCCAGUCCCAGUACAUGGAGGUGCGCUACCGGGGCAUGUUCCACGCCCUGUUCAAGAUCGGCAAGGAGGAGGGCAUCAAGGCACUGUACUCUGGCAUCUCCCCAGCUCUCCUGAGGCAAGCCUCCUAUGGGACCAUCAAGAUUGGGACAUACAACACACUGAAGAGGUUAUUUGUGACCCAUCCAGAAGAUGAGACCAUGGUGAUCAAUGUGUUCUGUGGAGUGGUGUCUGGAGUCUUGUCCUCCUCUCUGGCCAACCCCACUGAUGUUGUCAAGAUCCGUAUGCAGGCACAGGGCAGUCUGUUACAAGGCAGUAUGAUGUCCAACUUCAUUAGCAUCUACCAGACAGAGGGAACCCGUGGCCUGUGGAGGGGCGUCAUCCCUACAGCUCAGCGGGCAGCCAUCGUAGUUGGAGUGGAGCUUCCUGUCUAUGACAUCACUAAGAAGCACCUCAUCAAGUCUGGCACCAUGGGAGACACCAUACUCACACACUUUAUUUCCAGUUUUAUGUGUGGCCUGGCGGGGGCGCUAGCCUCCAACCCAGUGGACGUAGUGCGGACACGUAUGAUGAACCAGCGAGUGCUGUCAGGGAACCCCAUGUAUAAAGGCACGCUGGACGGAGUAAUGCAGACAUGGAAGAACGAGGGAUUCUUUGCCCUCUACAAGGGCUUCUGGCCCAACUGGCUGCGGCUGGGGCCAUGGAACAUCAUUUUCUUCAUCACGUUCGAGCAGCUGAAGAAACUCAACUUGUAGUUGGAACAGGAAGUGGACACUCCGUCGGAUUAGAUGCAGGGAUGGGCAACUCCAGUCCUCUGAGGCCGGAGUGUUGUCCCACUUCUUCCCCAUCCCGAGAAAACACCACUGAUUAAGGCCAGGCACCAUACAUACCCUAUUGGCCAGGCACCAUACAUACCCUAUUGGCCAGGCACCAUACAUACCCUAUUGGCCAGGCACCAUACAUACCCUAUUGGCCAGGCACCAUACAUACCCUAUUGGCCAGGCACCAUACAUACCCUAUUGGCCAGGCACCAUACAUACCCUAUUGGCCAGGCACCAUACAUACCCUAUUGGCCAGGCACCAUACAUACCCUAUUGGCCAGGCACCAUACAUACCCUAUUGGCCAGGCACCAUACAUACCCUAAAGAAAUCUUAAUCAUAUAACAAUCAACUUUUCCUAGUUGAAUGUAGACAAAGUUUUGUAUAAAUGUUUGAAAUAUUAAGAUAUGCAAAUUAGGUAAUACAUAUACAUAUUUGCAUACCAUACAAAUUCAUUUUUUAUAGAUGUUGGAUGAAUUCUGCCUAGACGUUUGUUUCAGUUUAAGACACUCCAGGACCGGACUUGUCCAGAGCAGAUUCUGGAUAAACUUGUUAUCUUUAAAAUACUAAAGACUUGUAUAAUAAAACAUUUUAAAAAAUGUUAUCUAGAAUUUUAAAAAGUUACAUCAACAAUUCCCCCUGGGCAAGUCUGGAGAAUGUAUCUAAGGAUAACUACACACAAUUCAAAAGCAGAUGCUUCUGAAGCUGAGAAAAACAAGUUGGCGGUGUGGUGCCUGGCCUUAAACUGAAGAUCAUUAUUAGUUGAUUAUUGGAGUCCAGUGUGUUAGCUUGGGCUAAAGUGUGACAACAAUCAGGCCCCCGAGGACUGGAGUUGCCCAUUACUGGUCUAUAGUGUGUUAGAGAGCGGGAAACCCCACAACACCCCAGCCCACGUGUCAAACUCAUUCCAUGGAGGACCGAGUGUUCAGGUUUUCGCUUCUCCCUUGUACUUGAUUGAUGAAUUAAGGUCACUAAUUAGUAAAGAACUCCUCAUACCUGGUUGUCUAGGUCUUAUUUGAAAGGAAAAAACAAAAACCACUAGGCCAGAGUUAUUCAACUCUUACUCUACGAGCCUGCUGGUUUUCUGUUCUACCUGAUAAUUAAUUGCACACACCUGAUAUCUCAGGUCUAAAUCAGUCCCUGAUUAGAGGGGAACUAUGAAAAAUGCAGUGGAACUGGCUUUGAGGUCUAGAGUUGAGUUUGAAAACACUAGGCCCUGCAUGGAAUGAGUUUGACGCCUCAAGCCCUCCGUCCUUGUUACAUUCACAAUCCCUCCCUCUGUCACACAAUCUAUAUGUCUGUGCAUGCUCAUCUAAGUGUUUUUUUAGUUUUAUUUGAACAUUUAAUAAUAUUGAUAGUAUACAAAAACAAACAAUUAAAGUUAUUAGUUGUAUUUUUUGUUUUUUAAAAACACUUCUUCAUACCCCUCAACCACCCUUGAUGCCUCUCCUGGCAGCUAAAGAUUAGGUUGUAGCUGAGGACGGAAGCCUGUUUGGGCCAAUAGGUAUUAGAUAGGUACGUUGCCUGCCAGCUUGCUACCUUCUUAGUGAGGAGGAGGACUAUCCUGGGAGGAAUGGGAACUGGAGAUCUACUUGAGCUUAUUUAGAGAGAUGUGGAAUGGGCCUCUGAUUGUGUCUGACCUAGUUUUUAACCGCAUCUCUGCUCUGCAUGGGACAUGCAGGAAAAAGACAAAGGUUUUGUGUAAUUUCAGCCAGAAAGUAGUGCUCACGAGCCAAAACUGUUUCUGACAAUUGUGCAUAGUUGUGUACGUCAACUAUUUUGUACAUGUUCCGUCCUGAAAUUAAAAAAAAAAAAAAAUCUUCCUACAAUUCAUAUGAUAUGUUACGUAUUCCAAUUCGUACAAUAUGUUACAAAUGUAAAGAUCUGGUUCAAUCUCUUUAAAUGUUUAGAAUUGUAGGUUUGCCUGUCUGAUCUGACAUUUGAAUAAUCUAUUCACUGUUUUGGGCAACACUAGCUAGCAGAGGAUGCAUGAUGGGUUAACCGGGUUUUUAUUGUCAAAUAAUUUAUUCUCAAUGACUUACCUUUUUAAUAAAAGGUUACAAUACAUUGUGUUUACUCUGUUAGAGGAACUCAGGACAAAGCUGAGACUGUAUCUGUAUGGCCAAUAAGAUGGGAUUGGGGACUCUUUUGUCAUUACUUGAAUGCAGUCUGUUGUUGAGCCAAAGCCACCAGUUGUUCCCCGAAGAGUGACUGCUUUCUGUGCAUGUCACUACAAAAAAAAAAAAAAAAAAAAAACCUGAUAAGUUGUUGGCGCACGCACAAAUUCUACUGUAAAAAACAUGUCACUUUUUGUCAGAAGGUAGUAUAACUAUUGAAAGGUUUUAGAUUAUGUUAUUUUCCUUUGCCCUCUCCAAGUCCCCUGAGCUCUGUGUGAAACAGAGUUCUGUUUUUUCUUGCCCGGAACAGGCAUUGCAGUGGAAGCAAUUAAGACAUUUCUUGGACCUGCUUGGUUGCCAUGGUGAUUCCCAUAAAAGUACAUUAUGUACAGAGAGACAAACAUUUUAAGGCGGAUACACCAUAUUGUGACAGGCAUGUCUAGCUUGUACAUAAAGCUACUUCAGAGUACUUGCUUUUUGUUUCUAUUUUGAGGUUUGUGUAAAGCCCUGAAUAGAAAUGGCCUGUAGUACUAGGAUAUGGGGGUCGUAGUACCAAAGUGUGCAUGUACUGUACUGCACCGCUGUUGUAAAGCUCUGUCCCUGAAUAGGUCUUAACUGCACUGUUACAUACUUACUCAAGCCUUACACUUUACUUUCAUAAUAAUGUUUCUAAUUUCUAUGAUGCCUCUUUCUGUGCCUCUGCCUCAUGUCCCAUGGUCAUGUUGAGUUGUGUUUUUACUAGAAUGACAAGUUUUGUUGUAGCAUUUCCAGAUCAUGUAUAUGGAUGUUAGUUGUGAGAGAUGUGGGUGUUAUGUACUGUGUAAUUAAUUGAAACCAACGUCCUGUUUUCUUUAGGUUUGAUUUUUACAGAUCAUGCUUACGGGCAGCAGAUGGCCUAGCGUUUAGAGUGUUCAGUCAGUGACCGAAAGGUUGCUAGUUCAAACAAGUUGAAAAAUGUGUCUGUGCCCUUGAGCAAGGAACUUAGCCCUAAUUGCUCCAUGAUCGCCGUUGAUAAUGGCAGACCCUGGCCGUGACGCCACUCUCCAAGGGUGUCUGAGGGGGAGUUGGGAGAUGGAAAAAAAACAAAAAAACAAUCACAAAUGCGUAUGAAUACAAACUUGUACAUGUGUGAAAUAGGACAAUUAUAAGCAUUCAUUUGUUGUUUCAGCAGUCAUGUUUUAAUAAGCCGUCCUUUCAGCUUUUUCAGCUUUAUCAUGAUGAUGUGUCUUUACCAUCAUGAUGUAAUACUUUUUUCCCACAGAGAAUAUUGUGUGGGUUUCUUUCCUUUUAAACACAUCCAUUGUUUGUGUGGAGGAGACUAUUAUAUUGGCUAAUAUAUUUAGUCAGAUUUAUUGAAAAAUAUGAAUGAAUAACUUAUAUUUUUAUUGGAUCGAAUUUCUUUCCAAAGCUUUAUCUAUUUUUUAAAUGACCUCAUGUUUUCCCAUAUGAACUUAACAAAGAACACUUUCUUGAAGUCUUGAACUUGUUUCCCCUUUACUCAAAAAUGCAGAGUAUGUUAUGUAGUUAUUUGUCUCUAAUUGCUGUUAUUUUAUAAUGAUUAUUGGACAAUUAUUGCAUUUAUACAACCCAUAUAGUUGGCUCCAGCUGCAUUCUGGUAACCACAAAUGGAUUAUUACUAUUAUUAUUAGUACAUUUUCAGUUCAUUCACUUCAGGGAGUGAUUUGAAUUUCCAAUUUAAGAAUAGAAAAAACCCUAACCCUUCAAUCAUUGUAUUGGAAUUUCAGAAUUGACCAACCCUGAAUGCUUUCUCUUCAUAAUCCUGUCUAUCUUCUUAUAUCAUGAAAAUGACAGUACAAUGUUGUCAUUCAGCUGUUACCAUUUGACUCCUUAGACUUGCCUUACUGUAUUGUUUUUCAGUUCCUUCAGAAUGUAUUCAUACCCUUUGACUUAUUCCACAUUUUGUUGUUACAGCCUGAAUUCAAAAUUGAUUUUCUCACCCAAUGCCCCAGAAUGACAGUGAAAACACAUUUUUAGACAUUUUUGCAACUGUAUUGAAAAAUGAAAUACAAAAAUAUAUAAUUUACAUACAGUGCCAGUCAAGAGUUUGGACACCUACUUAUUCCAGGGUUUUUCUUUAUUUUUCUUUAUUUUUUACUAUUUUGUAGAAUAAUAGUGAAGACAAACUAUGAAAUAACACAUAUGGAAUCAUGUAGGAGAAAAAAAGUAUUAAACAAAUAAAAAUACAUUUUAUAUUUGAGAUUAUUCAUAGUAGCCACCUUUAGUGUGUGCAAAGCUGUCAUCAAGGCUAAGUAUUCACACCCCUGAGUCAAUACAUGUUAGAAUCACCGUUGGCAGUGAUUUACAGCUGUAAAUCUAUCUGGGUAAGUCUCUAAGAAUUUUGCACACCUGGAUUGUACAAUAUUUGCACAUUAUUAUUUAAACAAUUCUUCAAGCUCUGUCAAGUUGAUUGAUCAUUGUAAGACAGCCAUUUUCAAGUCUUGCCAUAGAUUUUCAAGCCAAUUAAGACAAAACUGUAACUAGACCACUCAGGAACAUUCAAUGUCUUCUUGGUAAGCAGCUCCAGUGUAUACUUGGCCUUGUAUUUUAGGUUAUUGUCCUGCUGAAAGGUGAAUUGGUGUCUGUUGGAAAGCAGACUGAACCAGGUUUUCCUCUAGAAUUUUGCCUGUGCUUAGUUCCAUUCCGUUCCUUUUUAUCCCCCCCAAAAACACCCUUCCUGAUGACAAGCAUACCCCUAACAUGACAACCAUGCUUAAAAAUAUGACCUCAUGUUUUCCCAUAAAUGAAGAGUGGUACUCAGUGAAGUUGCAUUGGAUUUGUCCCAAACAUAACACUUUGUAUUCAGGACAUAAAGUAAAUUUCUUUGCCACAUUUUUAACUGUUGUACAUUCGUGCCUUAUUGCAAACAGGAUGCAUGUUUUGGAAUAAUGUUUAUUCUGUACAGGUGUCUUUCUUUUCACUCUGUCAUUUAAGUUAGUUUUGUGAAGUAACUUCAAUGUUGUUGAUCCAUCCUCAGUUUUCUCCUAUCACCUCGUGGAGAAAUACCUGAGCGGUUUCCUUCCUCUCCGGCAACUGAGUUAGGAAGGAUGCAUGCAUCUUUGUAGUCAUUGGGUGUAUUGAUACACCAUCCAAAUUGUAAUUAAUAACUUCACUGUGCUCAAAGGGAUAUUCAAUGUCAGUUUUUUCUUUUUUUUGACCCAAUAGGUGCCACCCUUUGCGAGGCAUUGGACCUCCCUGGUCUUUCUGGUUUAAUCUGUGUUGUAUAUGUGGGGUACAGAGAUGAGGCAGUCAUUCAAAAAUCAUGUUAAACACAAUUAUUGCACACAGUGAGUCAAUGUAACUUAUUAUGUGAUUUGUUAAGCACAUUUCUCCUGAACUUAUUUAGGCUUGCUAUAACAAAGGGGUUGAGUACUUAUUGACUCAAGACAUUUCAGCUUUUAAUUUUUUAAUUAAUAAAAAACAAUGUCAAGCAUAAAUCCCUUUGAUAUUAUGUGGUAUUGUGUGUAGGCCAGUGACACAAAAUCUACUUUUAAUCCAUUUUCAAUUCCGGCUGUAACACAACAAAAUAUGGAAGAAGUCAAGUGGUAUGAAUGCUUUCUGAAGGCUUGAUGACAGUAAAUCGUAUUUAUUUCUGUUUUCGUGGUUGUAUUCUCUACUGCUGUAUGACUCAGCUGGCUGGGACACUGUUUGGUCUCUGUCAGAUCUUUUAGCCUGUCAUAUUACCUGGUCAUGUGCACUUUGGUAAAAUGUCUGUCGAUAAAAAUGUAUUUGCAAUCAUAUUUAUAAUCGUUUUGCUUGUUUAGUCAAUUGAUUGUAUGGUUGAUUAGUUAUGUGUAAACUAUUUUCAGUUACAGAUUGGAUUUGACCUUGUAUAAAUAACAAGUAUGUAUACUUCCGAAAUAAAAUACAGCAUAUCCACUGA
Molecule: messenger RNA, 7141 nt
Organism: Oncorhynchus keta (chum salmon)
Lineage: Eukaryota; Metazoa; Chordata; Actinopteri; Salmoniformes; Salmonidae
Product: brain mitochondrial carrier protein 1-like
Exons: 9
Coding region: 199-1059 (286 amino acids)
Biological process (GO): mitochondrial transport
Cellular component (GO): mitochondrial membrane
Source: RefSeq, a predicted model, not a curated record